This is a messenger RNA of Symbiodinium necroappetens, 804 nucleotides long. Lineage: Eukaryota; Dinophyceae; Suessiales; Symbiodiniaceae. The record is from the annotation of a GenBank genome assembly.
GAUAAGACAAUGUGGAUGCCGACCUCCGCAAUUGCACGUGGCUGCAUUGGAAACACGGCCCUGGGCUCCCUGCAACCAGACAUGUUCCUAGUGAACGACUUGGCCAAAGGAGUUCCAGUGGACUGCCGCUUCGUGCCCCUGCUCUCGAAGGAGCUUCCCGUUCAAAUUGCCACGACACGCUCUUUCAAGGACAGCAGCUGGCCUCAAUGGUGGGAGGAUCUCGAGAGCUGGGAGAUGGCAUGUCCUGCGGGCAAGGUGCUCCAGUCAUUGGACAUGCUCAAUGUCAACAACAAGCUGCAGGUGAAGUACACCUGCGCAACGGCCUCGGGCCUCGGACAAUGCUACCCAGCUUGGACGGACCAGCAAGACGCGCACGAGUUCAAGGACAGUGCCCUCUCCAAGAGCAUCUUGAAGCGCUUGCACAUCGUCUGCCCUCAGCACGACCUGCUGAGCGCAGUCCACUUCGAGUACUCCGAAGGCGGCUUGUGGGCACGCUUCAAGUACGUCUGCUGCAAGGAAGCAGGCGCUCCAGUUGCCAUGGUCUCCAGAGGGCCGGACCACGCCCGCGUGAACCGCCUUGAGGGCACCUACUGCCCGGAGAAGGUUGGUUCGUCGGGCCGCUUGGACUACAUCCAGAAGGCGUGGGGUGGCUGGCAGACAAAAAAGCUCGCGAAGUUGACUUUCAGCGAGGUCACGGGCAAGUGGUGCAUUGGAAGCACGGGCCUCGGACAGAUGCAGGUGAUUGUUCGAGCCCGGGUGACAGCGUGGAGCCGAUGGGCUUCUUGGAUUUAUGUGGCGACGUAA